Molecule: messenger RNA, 1510 nt
Organism: Olea europaea var. sylvestris
Lineage: Eukaryota; Viridiplantae; Streptophyta; Magnoliopsida; Lamiales; Oleaceae
Product: protein FAR1-RELATED SEQUENCE 3-like
Exons: 6
Coding region: 158-988 (276 amino acids)
Source: RefSeq, a predicted model, not a curated record
GUGCAUUAGGAAAGGCCUUCCCAACUCAUUUCCCCCCGUCCUUUUCCAAUCAAAUUAUCCUGUGCCGUUGGUGCACUGCACCAUCUGAAUCCGUUCAGAAGAAAAGAAAAAAAAGAAAAAGGAAUUUGAGUUGAGAGAGACGAAGAGCCAAAAGAAAAUGGUAUCCGAAGACAAGACGACGCUGUACAAACAAUUGCACAAGCUAACAGCAUUACAAUCCGAACAAGAACUGGAAAAUUUUCUCAAUCUCCUUUGGAAAACUCGCAAGACUGGUCUCUCUGCUUCCGACAAAUCCUCAGUCCACUUGUCCCUUCUUAAAGUCCCAUCUCUCGGCGACCUCGACCUGGUUUUGGCAUGUGUUCGAUCACUUAUCAGAAAAUGUGUACAUGAGAACUUAGAAGGUGAUGGUAUUUUGAAGCUGCUUCCACAUAAUCUUCCUCUCGAACUUCAACGCAUGCUUCUAAUGUCAUUGCAAAAAUAUCAGAGCCAGUGGAAGCAGGAGCUGUCAGAGGAGCAGCAUCUGUUAGGAAGUUCUGGAUGUUUGCAUCGAGUUAAUACCGACUUGCCACCACCUUUAUCAUCUUUUGUUUCUUCAGAAGGUUGUGGAUCAUCAUGGUCUCGGCAAGUUAAUCCAGUCCCUCAAUCUGAUGGUCAGCAUGUUGGAGGUCCUAUGUCAAUCAAUGUCUCACACUCUUCACUAGUGCCACUUCAAAAUGAUGUCAACCCUGCAGACGGAAUUCUUCCACAACUGAAGUCUAUGGCUUGGACUGUGGACAAUAAAAACAAGAUGCCAGCUAAUCGAGUGGCUAUUAUAACUCUUAAGCUGCAAGAUUUCUCGAAGUCUCCUCCAACAGAAAUAGAGGUGAAGUUUCAGCUUAGCAGAGACACUCUGGAUGCAAUGUUGAGAUCAAUGACCUACAUCAGUGAAAAACUGUCGAGCUCUGUUGAAUCUGCAUCGGUGCCAUCCCAGAAGCGACAAAGACACUAAUUGAUCAUUUUUCUUAUUUUUGUUAUUCCUGUAGAGGUAAAGGUUUGUGACUAAAAAUGUCAAUGAUCAGUCGACAUUUGGCUAUUAUAUUCAGUAGCCGGCCAGAAGGGAAGUUCAGCUUCACCUGACUAUGAUUCAAAAUUUGCAACCAGCUUCUCCGAAUCAUACCUGAUGCUUGUAACUUGAGACCAGUGGUUAGCUUAGGUAAGGCAGCUCACCAAAUUUCUCUUUGUUUUUUUGAGAAUAGCCACCGGGGGUUACUCUUCAGACCUCUCACUUAGGUAGUUAAGUUAAUCGAUCUUGGCGUCUCCUGAGGACAAUCUCAAUUUUUGAUUGGCUCUUUGUUUCUACUCAAGUAGUUGCACGCUCAUAUAAUAUUUCUUAACAUCGUAUGAAUGCUAUGUAUCCAUUAACCAAAUACUUUGUAUAAUACAGAUUAUUUAGGACAAAUCGAACACAGUUUUUUGUAAUAUAAGUUAUACUUAUUUGACAGUCUUUAUCCCAAGGGCAGCAUGGCAUAAU